Messenger RNA from Cloeon dipterum, 767 nucleotides. RefSeq names its product small ubiquitin-related modifier-like. Lineage: Eukaryota; Metazoa; Arthropoda; Insecta; Ephemeroptera; Baetidae. Gene Ontology annotation, biological process: protein sumoylation. The coding region runs from base 136 to 435 and encodes 99 amino acids. Gene Ontology annotation, cellular component: nucleus; PML body. The transcript has 5 exons. The record is from RefSeq and is a predicted model, not a curated record. Gene Ontology annotation, molecular function: ubiquitin-like protein ligase binding; protein tag activity.
UCGGAAACAGAAAGAGGCGGGCAAGUAACGCGCCAUCUUGGAUCUCAUCCUAUUAGUACAAUACAAACUCGUGCUGCAGCCACAGCCAACUCGCUUCUAAGCCUUCUUAGCUUCAUUUACGGCGUCCUCACAGCCAUGGCAGACAACCAGGAUAACAAACCCGACGCCGGUCCCGGCGACGGAAACUCCGAGUACAUCAAGCUCAAAGUCGUCGGCAACGACUCGAACGAAAUCCACUUCAGGGUGAAGAUGACCACUCAGAUGGGCAAGCUGAAGAAAUCCUACAGUGAACGAGUGGGUGUACCUGUCACAUCGCUUAGAUUUUUGUUUGAUGGCAGGAGAAUCAAUGACGACGAGACUCCGAAGCAGCUCGAGAUGGAGAAUGAUGAUGUGAUCGAGGUGUACCAAGAGCAGACUGGCGGCAGGCUGGCUUGAAACGGCAAAAAGCUGGUGUUGUGCUUCUCCUCAGGCAGGAAAGAGAUUUCGGCCGAGGAAUACAGCCGGACUAAGUGUCUAUUUAUAAUUACGCUGAUUCAAGACGACUCACACUUCACAGUGUUUCUCAAAAUUCCCACAAAUUUCCAUACCAAAAAAUCCAAGUGCAGUUUCUACUCUAAAAUCAGCCCAAGACUUGCAUUACGUUUAAUGUCUCUAAUGAUCUAUGUUCUCUUAAAGCAGAUUUUGAUUUUGGCAUGACACUCGAGCAAUGCCGACAUUGUAUUCUAAUUAAAUAAAUAAAUUGGUCCUCGUUUUUAUAGUUAAGGGAA